AUGGAAAACUACAAUGUGCCCCAUUCAGAAGAUGAAUAUGAGCUAAAACAGCGGAUUUGGGAUAAGCUAAAGCUACGACGGACAGAUGUUGAUCCUGCAUUGCGGAAAAGAUUGGCAUUCAAACCGAAUGACAUGUUGUAUACUACAGAAUACAACAACUUUAUCAAGGAGCUAUAUCCUGUUAAUAAUGAGCCAUUUCUGUCCAAAUUUGCCCCGUUUGCCGUGAGGCACUGCGCCACGAAGUACAAUAACAUCAACCACGAGCGAGCUUUUAAAAGAUAUAUGGAGCUACCCAAGCCUGCCCCGCUGUUUCUACCUCCAACUGUUUUGCAGACAUUUAUCAAGAGGUAUGUAUUGUCCCAGAGACAUUUUGCAAAUAGGAAUGUUCUUGAAGGUUGUUUGCUUCGCGGGGAUACAAAUGGCCUAUUGAGCGCAAUUCGCAACGAGAACGCAAGAAGAAAGGAUUACCUUGACCGGUGCCAGUCCAUUCUAAAUGAUGUAAAGCAAGCUGGUUUUGAACUCACUCAACAGGAGCAGGUACGGAUGAUCUAUUUAUCAUAUUUCAAGGAUAGAAAUGACGUGGUGAAUGUCGCUGGAACGGACAAAGGAUUUGGCUACAAGAAGUUUACAUUUGACGACUAUCAACUGCUUUUGAGCACGUUUGGUGACCGAAGAGACCUACUAGGCGUUCUUCUUUUUCUAGCAACAAGACACGAUCAGCUUGAUGUAAUAUGUGACAUUUUACCAAAAGUAGGUUUAGGGAGUAUAAUAGGUGUGGAAGACAAGGGCCACUUGAAACUUACCGAUAUAUCGUUAAUCAAUUUGUUCAGAUAUUUCAACACUUUUAACGAGAGACCAGAGUUUAUGCAGUAUCUUGCCAACACAAUUGCAAAGUUGAACGAGAUUCCUGUAAUUACCACUGAAAUUGUUGAUAACUUGAUUAUUGUUUUGGCAGACUUGGAUUUAAUCAAACAUGCAGAAAUUCUAUUUGAAACAGCGUAUUUCCUGGCGGGCCCCAGCGAGGGGGAUGAUCCGGUCUUGACCGAGUGGCGGUAUAUAUACACCAAAUUGAAAACGGUAACGAAUGACAAGUCUGUGUUUUACAAUUUGUCACCGAGCCACCUUUCUUUCUCGUCCUUGUUCCAUGCCUAUUGUUUAAAAGGGUCGUUUGAGAAAGUCAAACAGUUGAUGUAUGUGAUGGACAAUUUAACAACUCUUAGUAUGAGUACAAAAAUGUACUUUGCAGUCUUCAAGGGGUUCCUAAAUAGAAGCGAUUGGAAAAUUGAUGAUUUGCAGUACAUUUUGAACAGCUUGUUGAAUCAGAUUGACACGAUUAAAGACAACGAUGACUUGAACAGUCUGAGGUUAUUGUCCAUCUUACCCCAGUCCGGCAACACAAUCCUUCAAGAUCAGUUUGUCGAUGAGUUCAUCACAAGUGACACUACACUCAGAUUAAGCAACUUGCUUAUGGAAUGCAUUUUCAUGGCCUGCAUAAACCUAUUGAACCAAAGUGGUGACCCGAGGAAAUCAGGAUCAAUAAAAAUCGUCAAAAGUAGGUGGGAGAAAAUGGUUGAACCUAAAAAAUCGGGCCCUUACGAGGCAGAGAGACUCUCUUACAUCAAUAAAGCGGUGUUGAUGGAUCUUGUAACUAUAAUCGCUUAA
Lodderomyces theae is the source of this 1662-nucleotide messenger RNA. RefSeq lists its product as uncharacterized. The transcript has a single exon. Lineage: Eukaryota; Fungi; Ascomycota; Pichiomycetes; Serinales; Debaryomycetaceae. Bases 1 to 1662 code for a protein of 553 amino acids. The record is from RefSeq and is a predicted model, not a curated record.